Linum trigynum is the source of this 1641-nucleotide messenger RNA. The record is from the annotation of a GenBank genome assembly. NCBI's taxonomy places the organism in Eukaryota, Viridiplantae, Streptophyta, Magnoliopsida, Malpighiales, Linaceae.
AUGUCGCUCCAAUCAUCUGUUCAAAGGGUGAGAAACCUCGGUGGAUUAAGGCCUCGGAUCGUUGGUUCCUUGGGAAGGCCUCACUUCACUACUACUGCUACCGAGUCUUCUUCUUCUUUUCCUCCUCCUUCCUCCGAUCAAACUUCCCCUCCGAGGGUUCCCAAUCUCAUAGGAGGUUCAUUUCUUGAUUCAAAGUCACCUUCAACAAUUGAUGUGAUUAAUCCGGCCACUCAAGAAGUGGUAUCCCAAGUUCCCUUAACCACACUUGACGAGUUCAAAGCUGCUGUCUCUGCUGCAAAGAAUGCUUUCCGGUCAUGGCGUAAUACUCCAAUUACCACCCGUCAGAGGGUCAUGCUUAAGCUCCAAGAGCUUAUCCGGAGAGAUAAGGAUAAACUUGCGUUGAAUAUUACAACCGAACAAGGGAAGACGCUGAAAGAUGCACAUGGGGAUGUAUUUCGUGGCCUAGAGGUGGUGGAACAUGCUUGUGGAAUGGCAACCCUCCAAAUGGGGGAGUAUGUUUCUAAUGUGGCACAUGGAAUUGACACAUAUAGCAUCAGAGAGCCACUAGGUGUAUGUGCUGGAAUUUGCCCAUUUAACUUCCCUGCUAUGAUUCCUUUAUGGAUGUUCCCCGUUGCAGUUACAUGUGGCAAUACCUUUGUUUUAAAGCCAUCAGAGAAAGAUCCAGGGGCGUCAUUAAUGCUUGCCGAAUUGGCAAUGGAGGCUGGCCUGCCAGAUGGUGUUCUGAACAUUGUCCAUGGCACCAACGAUAUUGUCGAUGCUAUUUGUGAUGAUGAGGAUAUCAAAGCUGUUUCCUUUGUUGGCUCUAAUACGGCUGGCAUGCAUAUCUAUGCAAGAGCAUCUGCAGCAGGAAAGCGCGUUCAGUCCAAUAUGGGUGCAAAAAAUCACGCAAUAGUGAUGCCUGACGCCAACAUUGAUGCUACAAUAAAUGCUUUGGUUGCUGCUGGUUUUGGUGCUGCUGGUCAGAGGUGCAUGGCACUGAGCACAGUGGUUUUUGUUGGAGAUUCAAAACCAUGGUUGAGUAGACUUGUGCAGUCUGCAAAAGCUUUGAAAGUAAAUUCAGGAACAGAACCUGAUGCUGACCUAGGUCCAGUAAUUAGUAAGCAGGCCAAGGAACGGAUACACCGAUUAAUUCAAAGUGGUGUCGAAAGUGGUGCUGAGCUAGUACUUGAUGGGAGAAAUAUAUUGGUUCCAGGGUAUGAGAAUGGCAACUUCGUUGGUCCAACCAUCUUGGCAGGUGUCAGACAAGAUAUGGAGUGCUACAAGGAGGAAAUCUUUGGUCCUGUUCUAAUCUGCAUGGAGGCUGACAGCUUAGAGGAAGCAAUCAGUAUUGUGAACCGAAACAAAUAUGGCAAUGGAGGUUCUAUCUUUACGGCAUCAGGUGCUGCUGCGAGGAAGUUCCAGACUGAAAUAGAGUGUGGACAGGUUGGCAUCAAUGUUCCCAUCCCGGUUCCAUUGCCCUUUUUCUCCUUUACCGGCAAUAAAGCGUCAUUUGCUGGAGAUCUGAAUUUCUAUGGCAAGGCAGGAGUGAACUUUUACACACAGAUCAAAACAAUAACCCAACAGUGGAAGGAUUUGCCAGAUGGAAGCGGAGUUUCACUCGCAAUGCCUACUUCUCAGUAG